Messenger RNA from Thecamonas trahens ATCC 50062, 2307 nucleotides. RefSeq lists its product as uncharacterized. Gene Ontology annotation, molecular function: protein binding. The record is from RefSeq and is a predicted model, not a curated record. NCBI's taxonomy places the organism in Eukaryota, Apusomonadida, Apusomonadidae. The transcript has 4 exons. The coding region runs from base 76 to 2307 and encodes 743 amino acids.
ACGAACAGUGCGACGUUCGACGGAUGGGAACAGGCCAUCGAGUAUGCACCGAGCCUGGGGGCGAGUCUGGCUGACAUGGUGCUGAAGAUCGAGUUGAUGACAAAGGCCAGGAUGAUCGGGGUGCCUCGACAAUGUGGUAUGGUUUCACUCUCGCUGGCCAACGCUCUGUCUCUCCCGCAUCACCACGAGCUGGUGCUCGACUCGGGAGCUGUGGUCACCGUCGCCAUGGAGAUCUCGCUCGCUCCGCGGGUGUCCAUUCGGCUUAACAACCUCAACUUUAUCCGCAACACUGACGAGCCGGUGCCCAUCAAGUGUGUGGCUGUCAUGUCGUGGUUCGGCGGCGUGCUCGCAGGCACAGAACACGGCUCGGCGAGUCUGACCUCGUCGGCCACCGCGGCGGCCGAGCAUCCGUCGUGGAACUUUCCUGUCCGCCUCGAUGCGGUGUUAACUCGCGCCGAUCUUGUCCAUCGCGGCCUCACCAUUACCAUCCGCCGCAAAGGUAGGCUCUCGUCGACCGUCGAGGGCGUAGCUUUCAUCCCGUUCUCGCUGGCCUACGCUGACACAGGUUACGCGCGGACGGACGACUCGUUGGCGUCCCCGCCGGCGUCGGCCGACAUCAAAGUGGAAGUUCGCAUGAGCUCGAGCGGGCAGUCGCAGGUCGUUGGCACGCUGGUUGGUCAGCUCGUCCUCGACCCGUUACCUGGCCUCUUCUCAACUGCCCGCGGGCCCGAGCCGUCGCACGUGCCUGGCGUCCAGAUGGAUGUUCCCCUUCAAGCACCCGGAUACGUGCCACUGUCCUCGAUGCCGCUGCUGCAGUUUGAAGAUUCGGAGCAGCCCGGUGCAGCACCGCCGGCAUCUGCACCGCCGGCAUCUGCACCGCCGGCAUCUGCACCACCGGCAUCUGCACCACCGGCAUCUGCACCGCCACCGGGAGGCCCUCCGCUAGGCCCGCCGCCGAACUACCUGCCGCCGUAUGACUUACUGCCGGAGCCAGGAGCGUCGACUGUGCCAGCGGCUGCUGAUGCACGGCCAGCGCCGCAGCCGACGUUUGUCGUCGGUGGACCCGCGGGUGUACCCACUGCUGCGGCGCCUGCCGACUCGACGUAUGCGCUCGCGCAGGGCUUGUACAACGCGGCCGAGAUUGAUUUGGCUGCAGAGAGAUACGCCGACGCCAUGGGUGCUCUUGAGACGGUGAUGGAGCUGGCGGUGACCGACAGCACGAUUCCGCGCGAGUUUGUCCAUCGGGCGCGGAUCCUUGCAGCGCGGGUUUACUUGGCGCGCAGCUCUUACUCACUCGCGCACCGCGAACUUGAUGCAGUGCUCAGCGAACGUGAAGAGUACGUCGACGCGCUCGUGAUUCGUGGGCAGGUGGCCGAGGCGCAGAAGCGAUUCGAUGACGCCAUGGUCGACUACGUGGCUGCUGUCUCGAUCGAGCCGCACAACACCGACGCUGUUGUCGGAUUGGAGCGCGUCAUGGCUCAAGCUAGGCACGGAGGCACCACAAGUAUGCCCAGCCCACCAACGCUCGGAUCGGCUGAGUCGCUCGACAAGCUGCCGCCGUUUUGGGAGGAGAUGCGCGCCGACGACGGGCGACAGUACUACGUAGACCACACCACCGGCGAGAAGCACUGGCGACUUCCGCCCGAGUACGAGCAGAGGGCCGCCUGCACGCAGGCCCCGCUUCCGCCUUUCUGGGAGGAGAAGCGCGACCCAAUGGCCAGCCCCGAGGCCCUUCGUGCCCAGCUUGCCGAGCACGAGGCGCAACGUGCGGAACUAGCUGCCGCUGUGGCAGCCGAUCCCACUGACGAUGAGAUGCAGGCCCUCGUCUCCGAGAUGGAUGAGCUCAUGUACGACAAGUUUGAUCCGCUGCUGGCCACCGUGGCAAGGCGAUUUGGGCCUGGAGAGACCGUGUCGGCCCUUUACCCGACAGACGGCAAGUGGUACACGGCGGUGGUGGAGGACUUUGCAGAUGGACUGUAUCUUGUCCACUAUCCGGGCUACGGAUCCGAAAAGGUCAGGCUUCCGCCCGAGUCGCUCCGGACGGUGGGGGAGAGCCAGGCUGCGGCCAUGGCCGAGGCUGCGGGGACCAAGUCUUCGCGCAAGCGCAAGAAGCGGAGCGAGAGCACCGCCGCCACCGCCUCGCCGUUUGUUGUCCCGCCCGAGCUCGAGCCUCUGCCGACCGAUCCACCGGCUGUCCGCGAGCGCAAGGCAGCGCGCGUCCGCAGCCUCCGACGAAAGCACGAAAAAAAGCUGCCGAGGCUCGCUCGCAAUUCUCGGCUGGGAGCGGUGCUGGCGCAUCGCGGCUGA